UAUUGCUGGAAUUAUUAUUGCUGAAGUAAGCAUUGAUAAUAUGAAAAUAAUGAGUGUAAAAGUUGAGGUAUAUUAAUUAUAAUGUACAAUAUGUUUGUUGCUUUAUUCUAGGGACCAGAAUCACUUUCACAUAUGCAAUUUAUUCAACAAAAUCCUUAUGGUUUAUUAGCGGACAAAGCAUUGUAUCACAGUGCACUCUUGAUAAGAAAACUAGAAGAAGUAUUGAGUGGAAAAAUUAACUUUGAUGCACUUAUAACAUUAUCAUCGACGGAUUUCAUUGCUAAAAAUAAUAACGGAACAAUAAAAACUGUUGGUAUGACGUACACAAACGGUGCUUGUGCUUUGCCUGAACUAGAAUAUACUUCAACUGGUUAUACACUUACAAUUUUUAAAUCAGCUCUAAUUCACGAUGAAGGUGGUUGUGCUAACGUUCAUGCAGCUGCUCACGAACUUGGACAUUUACUCGGUGCUAAACAUGAUGGUACUGUGAACCAAAAAUGUAAUGAAGAAAAUGGACUUAUAAUGGCUCCAAUUCUUACAGUAAAUGCCAAUUCAUCAGACUGGUCGUACUGCUCUAUUCACGACAUUGAAAACUUCCUCAACUCUCAACAAUCUGAGUGCCUCUUUAAUAGACCCAAAUUCGGAAAAAGGAUAUCGAGAUUUUUGCCCGGAAAAAUAACAGACGUUGAUACACAAUGCAAAUAUUUAGGAAAUUUACAUGCAACUAACAAGCAUGAAAAUAUAUGUGUGUCAUUGACAUGUUUGAAUGCUAACGGCGAAUCGUAUGUUUAUGCAGGCGUUUCAGAUGGUACCUCUUGUGGAGAAAAUAAAAUAUGCCUCCACAAACAAUGUGUAGACAUGGACAAAAUUACUUAUUAA
Messenger RNA from Chelonus insularis, 879 nucleotides. RefSeq names its product A disintegrin and metalloproteinase with thrombospondin motifs 5-like. Gene Ontology annotation, biological process: proteolysis. The record is from RefSeq and is a predicted model, not a curated record. The transcript is spliced from 4 exons. The coding region runs from base 133 to 879 and encodes 248 amino acids. NCBI's taxonomy places the organism in Eukaryota, Metazoa, Arthropoda, Insecta, Hymenoptera, Braconidae. Gene Ontology annotation, molecular function: metalloendopeptidase activity.